AUGUCUCAGCAAUCCGCCGCUGCAAAGCCUUCGCUCCAGGGCGUCAGAAUCAAAGCAAGAAAGGGUGCUGUAAAGGCACAGGCAAAGCACGAACCGUCAGUAUUUAGAGAUCAACUUUUCAAACACCUCGAAACUGUAUCCCCCGGUGAUUUCGACGCAGUAGCCACAAAACUCGUACAAGCAGGAUCCACUCUUGAAUAUCUCAAAUAUGCAGACCCACUCUUCGAAAUCAUUUUUGUUGGCGGUCUCCUCCAACCAGGUGGCAGCUUCGUCGACGACGGCUCGCCUAUUUCCCCCUUUACAAUUUUCAGUGCCAAAGAACCUGCAGAGGUGGAUGACAUAAAAAAAUACGUCGAAGUCAUCAACAAACUCACCAGAAGAUACAAAUAUCUACAAAAGCCUCUUGAAGAGUCUGCACUUCCCGGACUCUUGCAAUAUAUCCAUCGCUGGGAACCCUCUCAGAAAGAUAAACUUUCUAUUGCGAUCGGCCUUUUGAUCUCCCAAGGUCUUGCUAACGCUUCCUGCCUUCAGAGUCUCGGCAAAGACCACUUGGUGAAGAAUGAUGUCGCCAUCAAUGUGCUCACUGUAAUCUUCCGGGCAUACCUCGUUGAUCAAUCGAUGGACCAUCUUUCCGCCGCUUUGAAACGCGGCGGUAUCAAGGACCUACUUGCAUUCUUCCCGCCAAAUAAGCGUGAAGGCAAAUUUCUUGAAGAACACUUCAAGAAAGAAAAUCUUCCCCAGGUUGCGGAAUGGUGGGCCAAAAAGCAAUACGCCGUGGUCAAAGAGGGCAUCAUUAAAGACCUUUCGGACAUGCAGGAUCAACAAGAUACCCCUGAGCAGGUUAUCGCUGCCAUUAAAUCUCGUCAAGAAGAGUCUCCUAUUCCCGAGGCCGAGUUGAUUCAGUGCAUUUGGCAAGGUCUUCUUGGAUCUGUCGAUUGGAGCGCCCGACCUGAUCAAAUCGAGGGUCUUGCACUACGUGAAGUUACCAAAUUUGCACCGAUUUUGGAGCCAUUUUGCGAAAGUGGGAAAACUCAAAUCGCCCUCAUCAACGCAGUACAGGUUUACUGCUACGAAGACACUCGUAUCAUCAAAGCCUUCCCACAAAUUCUCAAGGUUCUCUACAACAAAGAUUGCCUUUCUGACCAAGCCAUUAUUUACUGGCAUCAGAAAGGCUCGAAGCCUCAAGGGAGGCAGCACUUCUUAAAGAGUACUGAGCCUCUAGUCAAGUUCUUACAAGAGCAAGAAACCAGCGACGAAGACGAAGAGUAA
Molecule: messenger RNA, 1269 nt
Organism: Psilocybe cubensis
Lineage: Eukaryota; Fungi; Basidiomycota; Agaricomycetes; Agaricales; Agrocybaceae
Exons: 8
Coding region: 1-1269 (422 amino acids)
Cellular component (GO): membrane; cytoplasm
Molecular function (GO): protein binding
Source: RefSeq, a predicted model, not a curated record